Molecule: messenger RNA, 2299 nt
Organism: Pocillopora meandrina
Lineage: Eukaryota; Metazoa; Cnidaria; Anthozoa; Scleractinia; Pocilloporidae
Source: the annotation of a GenBank genome assembly
AAAGCAUUUUACGACCCAUUAGGUCUGUUUUUAAGCAUUCGCAAAGUGAUUUCGAAUUAGGAAGCGAACAGCAAUGAAUAUUUUGUGAAGGAAUAAGUUUUAUGGAAGAAAACGACCCAAAAAAUUUUAGAGUUGUCGAAGAGUCUGAAGAUGAGAUUUACGAGAAGAUAAAAGAAUUGAGGACUUGUCUUACCGAUGCCAUCGAGGAAAAUGACCGAGAAGCCGAAGCGGACGCCUUGAGUUUUCUUGGCCUUGCCUAUUAUAAACUGGGAAAUUAUGCAACUUCGAAGGAAUACCAUGGAAAACAUCUCUCCUUAUCACAAGAAUUAAAGGAUGAAAAGGGCGAGAGAAGAGCCCAAAGUAACCUAGGAUGUUUGUAUAAAAUUACUGGUGACUUAGAAACGGCGAAAGAGCAUUUUAUUGCAGCUUUGAACAUCGCGAAGGAACGAGACGAAAAGCGACCGUUGGCAAAGAUCUAUAAUAAUCUUGGAAACAUUUAUGAGCUUGAAACGAACUACGAAGAAGCGCUUAACUGCAACAAGGAGAGGCUUGCGGUUGCCAGGGAGCUAAAUGACCAAAAUGGCAUUGGAAAGGCAUUGGCGAAUUUGGGAAAUUUAAAUCACGUGGUUGGAAAUCUUAAAGAUAGUAUCACAUAUUAUGAAGAAAUGCUCGACAUACUGAGAGCCAAGCUUAGUAAGUUUUUUAUUCAUUUCAUGAUGAAGAAUUGUAUCCAGUUCCACCGCACUCAAUUCAUACUUCAGGUGAAUCUAUUAACAAGUUAUUUGUUCCUUGCAAUUUUAUGGGGAUUGUUGUCUUCGGAUAAUUGUAGAUGUCAUUCGGCCUUUCAUUUCUUGAAUUUAUUUCAUGAGUGACAGAAAGAGACCAAUGCGACGGUCACUUUCCGCGUAAUUUUAAAAGCGAUUAAGGAUCUCAUGCAAUACUUUUUUAACCUACUUUGAGUGUUUUCCAUGCAGCACACCACACUAUUAAUUUGACGACCUUUCGUCGCUUUGAAUACUUAGAAUAAUUUCAGAACAUAAUCGAUUUAAAAGACAUAUUUAUAUCUUCUUUAUAUUCAUAUCAGGAAUCCUUGACACUCUAGCUGAAGAGGAAGAAUCAAACUCAGAAAAUGAAGACGAUUUUGUUGACAUCGAUAUGGUGGCGCUACAAGUUGCCGCGUAAGUAUCACUGGAAGAAAGAACCAAAGGGGAUAUUGAUGCGUGGGGGAAUAAGAAUUAUUUUCCAACAAAAGGGUCGUUAUUGUUUGACAAUUGCACGUGUCAUAUUUAUUUAAUGUCGGAUUAUUAUCACUGAGACACACAGACUACAUCCAGAGUUCCCUUCGACUUUCCCUGAUCAAUCGAUCAUAUGACACGUAGCGCAAGGUAGGUUUUCGGAAAACGCGCAAUUACAGAUAGAAACACCCACAUAAACGCAAGUAAGUGGGACUCAAAGGAUCUUGCAAAAGGAAAUAACGGUGGCUGGAGAGUUCCCAAUAAUCUUAUGGCACCCCCAUACCCUUCCCCCCACCCCCAACUCAUUCUUUUGUUAUCACAGCGCGAGCGAUUCAAGCCUGUCUGAAAUACACAAAGCGUGGUCAUUUUUAAGUUUCUUAAUGUAUCGAAACAAGUCUUACUACAACAAUCGAAAUAUCUCUGUAGGCACAAAUUUUGCGAGCUUCAUACGAAUUAAAAUUAUUUUGAGCUAUGCCUUUUUUUUCCCCUAUCUUCAGGGACGUAAAACAAAAAAUGGAGGAUCAAAGACGUGAGGAAGAGCAGGCGCAAGGAGCCGUCAAAAAGAAAAGAAAAUUUAAAAAUCCUUUCAAAAGGAGACCAAAAACACGUGAAGAAAAGAUUGAAGCAUGGUUAGAAAACUAACUAUGAUUUUUUUUCUCCGUAAAUUUGUAUGAGACAAAGGAAGUGAAUGCAUGAUAGUUAUCCAUCGAAAAAAAAACAUGCCAUUGAUAUCUUUUGUUGAUGAUAACGUUGGAUGAAAGUUGUAAACCUAAGCUUUUCCCACAGUAUAUGAAAACGACGAAUUUGAUAAAUUUGGAAUCAAACGUCACUUCGUUUUAAAACUGUGUGCAGAGUUUUUUAAACAAGCUGCAUAAAGCAUCUAUCGUCCAUAUUGCGCAUUGAAUAAAAAAGAGAAACGAGACCGUACCCCGUACCCUUUUCCUUCGUAAUUGACCCCCGGUAAGUUCAUGCUUCUACCCUUUGGCUUAUGAAAACAACAAACACCACCAAGUUGCUGGAUUGUCGCAGAAUAAUAUGAGUUAUUAGUUUUAUGAAUAAAAGGC